AUGAGCAUUCAAGAGCCACAUAUUGCUGUGCUCGUUCUAGAUACACCAAUUCCAGGCGUCACCGCGAAAUACGGUGACUUUGGUGACAAUGCAAUUGAUUUAAUAAAAAACACUGGCACGGCAUCAUCCACAUUUGUUAAAUACCAAUUGAAUGCCGAAAACCCGGAACAGCUUGACAAAGUUUACGAGGAGCUACUUUCAGCAGUUCAUCGUCACUUGAUUGAAGGAUAUGUCCUAACUGGGUCACGUAGUGAUGCGUUUAGUUCCCUUCCAUGGUUAGUGAGGUUGAAAACGUUCUUGAAAAACACAAUCCUAAAGCUCGACAAGCCUGUGGUUGGGUUGUGUUUUGGUCAUCAGGUUAUAGCAUCAGUAUUAGGUUGCAAGAUUGAUCGAAGCAAUGAAGGGUGGGAAGUUGGCACAACUACGAUUUCCAUCAACGACGCCAUAUACAAAUUGGAAAACUCGCCAUUUACUGAACUCAAUCAGAAGGAGAACAUAGAUGAAUCUGGCCAAGAUUUUGAUGCUGCUGUGUUGUUUGACCGUUUGAAUUUGAUUGAAUCGCAUAGGGAUGUUGUAUAUGGCGGACUUCCUGCGGAUUUUAUCAAUUUUGGGUCCACCAGUAAAUGCUCGAUUCAGGGAAUGGUGAGUGUCGAUAAUGGUGACGGCAACAAGCGAAACUGCAAAAUCAUUACAUUCCAAGGCCAUCCCGAGUUUACAACAGAUUUAGCUUUAGAUUUGUUAAAGUAUAAAUUUGAUGCAGGCUUGUUGAGUGAAAAUGAAUACGAAAAAGCAAAGUACCACACUCUGACCUUAAACAAUCAAGGGGACUUGAUAGGAAAAGUUAUCAACAAGUUCCUUUUUGAAGGGAGCGAUUGA
Molecule: messenger RNA, 876 nt
Organism: Lodderomyces margitis
Lineage: Eukaryota; Fungi; Ascomycota; Pichiomycetes; Serinales; Debaryomycetaceae
Product: putative amidotransferase
Exons: 1
Coding region: 1-876 (291 amino acids)
Cellular component (GO): nucleus; cytosol
Source: RefSeq, a predicted model, not a curated record